Messenger RNA from Lutra lutra (Eurasian river otter), 2012 nucleotides. Its product is annotated as PDZ domain-containing protein 2-like. Gene Ontology annotation, molecular function: protein binding. The transcript has 6 exons. The record is from RefSeq and is a predicted model, not a curated record. NCBI's taxonomy places the organism in Eukaryota, Metazoa, Chordata, Mammalia, Carnivora, Mustelidae. The coding region runs from base 704 to 1771 and encodes 355 amino acids.
CCAGCGCCGCGCAGCUGGGAGAGCUGGGCGAGGAGCAGGCUCCCAGCGCCGGUGCGUGCCGGCCGCGGGCAGCGAGACGCGGUGGGGUGGCGGCUGCGGGGACCCGCCGAGCCGCGGGCGCCGGGGAUUGCGCCUCCCGCCGCGGAGGGCGAACCGCGGCGCUGCAGCUCCGGGCAGGCGCGGCGGCGGCGGCGGCGGCGUCGGCACCGGCGGCACCGGCGGCACCGGCGGUGGAAGCAGCGGCGGCGGCGGCGGCAGCGCGGGGACCCACGGGGCGGCGCCUGGGUCCGCGGACGCGCGAGGAGCGGCAGCGGGAGGCUCCGCGGAGCCGCGCACAGGCCUGAAUGGGACCAGGUGAGGUCAUGCUGUGGCUGCUGGAGGAAUACUGCAUUUCCGGGUCGUUUGCACGGGCCCUGCUGUGAAGGGAGCCCCACGAGAACUUGUCAGACGCUUCCUUCCUUCUCUUGCAGAGCACUGCAGGCCCAGCGGCUGUUCCUCUGCUGCUCUGAUUGUGUCCUCUCCUCCUCUUGCCAAAGCAAACAGCCCGGUCUCGAGUAGGCAUCCUGUAGGCUCGUCUGCCAGCCUGAACAUGAACACAGGCAAAGCCGAUGACAGCCAGGGUUCCCAAGGGACAUGGGGCCUUCCGGGGUCCAGCCCGCAGAAGCAGGUCCUCUCAUGAUGUUGGCGUCUGGGAGUGAGCACCAUGCCCAUCACCCAGGACAAUGCUGUGCUGCACCUGCCCCUCCUCUACCAGUGGCUGCAGAACAGCCUGCGGGAGGGCGGGGAUGGCCCCGAGCAGCGGCUCUGCCAGGCGGCCAUCCAGAAGCUGCAGGAGUACAUCCAGCUGAACUUUGCCGUGGAUGAGAGCGCCGUCCCACCCGACCGCAGCCCCCCGGGGAUGGAAAUCUGCACUGUGUACCUCACCAAGGAGCUGGGGGACGCAGAGACUGUGGGCCUCAGUUUUGGGAACAUCCCUGUUUUCGGGGACUACGGAGAAAAGCGCAGAGGGGGCAAGAAGAGGAAGACCCACCAGGGCCCUGUACUGGACGUUGGCUGCAUCUGGGUGACAGAGCUGAGGAAGAACAGCCCGGCCGGGAAGAGCGGGAAGGUCCGACUGCGAGAUGAGAUCCUCUCCCUGAAUGGGCAGCUGAUGGUCGGAGUUGAUGUCAGUGGGGCCAGUUACCUGGCUGAACAGUGCUGGAAUGGCGGCUUCAUCUACCUGAUCAUGCUGCGCCGGUUCAAGCACAAAGUCCACUCUCCUUACAAUGGCAGCAGUAGCAACAGCUCUGAACCAGGAGAGACACCGACCUUGGAGCUGGGUGACCAAGCUGUGAAAAAGGGAAAACGAGCAAGAAAGUUUGGAGUCAUUUCCAGGCCUUCUCCCCAGAAGGCCACUGAAGAACCCAAGAGCAGUCCUGGCUGUGAGUUGGACAAUGACCCCAUCUCUGAGUCGGACAAUGGCCCAGACCCUGAACUGGGAAAUGGUCAUGCUUUUGAGCUAGAAAAUGGCCCAGAAUCUCUCAAGGAGCUGGCCGGAUCCCAUCUAGACAGUUCAGAAGUAGAUAGAGGGACGGAGCAUAGCAUUCCAAAGACAGAUGCUUCUCUAGUCACAAGCAAUGACAAACGCCGCUUCUCAAAAUCUGGGAAGACAGACUUCCAAUCGAGUGACUGCCUGGCACGGGAGGAAGUUGGCCGGAUAUGGAAGAUGGAGCUGCUUAAAGAAUCGGAUGGGCUGGGAAUUCAGGGACGGCAGACUGUCCUUAGGAGAUGAGCUGCUGGUAAUCAAUGGUCACUUACUGGUGGGGCUCUCCCAUGAGGAAGCGGUGGCCAUUCUCCGCUCCGCCACUGGAAUGGUUCAGCUGGUGGUAGCCAGCAAGGAGAACUCUGCUGAGGACCUCCUGAGGUUAACGUCUAAGAGUUUGCCUGAUCUGACCAGCUCAGUAGAGGACGUGUCCUCUUGGACCGACAACGAAGACCAGGAGCCAAACGGGGAAGAAGACGAAGGACCCGGC